This is a messenger RNA of Suillus subalutaceus, 4017 nucleotides long. RefSeq lists its product as uncharacterized. Lineage: Eukaryota; Fungi; Basidiomycota; Agaricomycetes; Boletales; Suillaceae. Bases 291 to 3794 code for a protein of 1167 amino acids. The transcript has 6 exons. The record is from RefSeq and is a predicted model, not a curated record.
GUCAUCCCGUCGAACGCUUUCGUUUGAAUCGUAUCCGUUUGGACAUUUCCGGCCAGUCAUCCAAUCGGACGUCGACUCUUUCAAACCCUCCGUCGAACGCUUGCGUUGAUUUCUAUACUUGUGAUAUCUAGCCAGUCAUCUUAUCGAACCCUCGCGUUUUAUUUCUCAAACUUCUCCCUGUAAAUUCCAGCGAGACGUCGCUCCGUGGCUUAGACUGUCCUCAGCGACCGAAUUCCUUUCCCCUUCCAACACCGAACAGCUUGAGUGCUUCAGGUCCCCCGACACCUAACAUGCCUCACAUGCCUCGCGUCAAGAGCACCACCUCGACGAAGCCAAAGGCUACUAAACCUCGUAGACAGAUCGCAGUUAUGUCUGUCAGAAAAGCCCUACCAGUGGAAGGGCCUACUCCCGAUAAUCACAAGGGAACAACGUCCUUCGGAGAUUCGUCUUGGGCAGAGGACCCAUGGGAAGGGGUCGAUCUAAUCCCUACACGACCCAAACGGGGCCCUACAAUCGUCGACCAUUGCAGCAAGCCUGGCCAAUUCUGGCCAGACGGCCAAGAACCUCCUUUCAAAGGCCAGAAAGUCGCGAAGCGUAUAUUUGUCACCCAAGGCAAAUCUCAAUCGCGCAGAGAGAUCACACGUAAUCACGAGGAAAUAAAACGGCUUAAGGAUGAUGUUCGGUCGUUGCAAUUAUUCCAACCACGAACGGGCGACAUCGAACUUUACCACGACUACUCCGACUAUGAUGGCACCGACGAGGAAGACCUCUUUGAAAUGGACGAGGAUGACCUUCCGUCUUCCGCGACAGCCGCCUAUGUUCUUCCUCCAGUUGCUACCGUCCAUGUACCGGUUGGCAAAUGGGUCGAUAGAGGAGACGAACCGUUGGAUCCGCAAGACCUUGAUCUUCUAUUGGAGAUCACGGAGGUCCCACAGGUGGUAUGCGCCAUGCUACUGCCUUCCUCCGCCCUCCCAGUAGGGGAAAUAUUAAAGUUCAAGCUGCCCGACAUUGAGGUUGGGUGCCUCACGGACACUGGUGCAUCAUGCUUUGACAGCGCACGUCCGAUCGAGAACCUGGACCUUACCAGAGAUAUACCUCCAAAGCCGUGGGUCUACAGCCUUAGGGAGGCUCUUGGCGAUGCGAUUCGAGAUGGUAAGCGAUCGAUCAUACAUCCUCGAUUCAAGGACGAACCAUUACCUCUUUGGAUGUUGACCCUCUGGGAAACCCUACAUACGGUGCGCGAGGCUAAGAUGGCCUGGGCGGAUGCAGAUUCGUGGUUAAAGGGGAAAGUCCAGCAGAACAAAAUUACGACCCGCUUCCAGCCCGAUCUCUCGUUUUUCCGUGCCCACAUAAAGAUGUACUAUCUACCAUACCACAAGACGAUCGUUGGCGCAGCUUCAAACGGCUCAAGAAAUACAUUACAACUCGCGCGCCUUUUGUCGGAUGACGCUUGGUUGUCAGAGACUCUCGUGGACAUGAUGAUACAAUCCACCGUCCGUCGAUUAGUCCCAGCACAAUCAAACCUCUUCAUCGCGGAUACCGAGCUCGCCGAUGCGAUCUGGCAGGGGAAACCAAAUUUUGAUUCGUUGCACCACACUCUCAAGAGGCUAGAACGGACACUUGCCAAAGGCAAGAUUCUUUUGUUCCCGGUGUGUAUCCCCAGCAUGAACCACUUUGUUGCAUUUCGCAUCGACUUUGAGCGGAAAACUUUAUGUUAUGGCGACUCUCUCAAUCUUCAAAGUGAAAUUGGACGCUUCAUUACAAGGCUACAGCAGUGGCUUUGCGCACGAUUCGAUGGCCCAUUCGAAGAUCAAGGAAAUACCUUGUCACAUGACGUUCAGAAAGACUCAUGCUCCUGCGCAAUGUUUGCCAUAAAUACCAUUGCUCAUCAUGCCUUUGGCGAUCCCCUCGGUAUCCCUGACCCUUCAUCCACGCGAGCGAAAUGGUUCGAAAGGCUCGCUCACAAUGAGACCAGCGUAAGUGCCAGCGUAUCCACGUCCAAUGCGGUGGCGGGUCCAUCUCUUUCGUCAUCACCAGCCGCGUUGCCAUUUGGUCAAACCGUAACGGAGAAGCAGCAGACAGAAAGGAGGCAGCUCAUAGAAGGAUAUGAGGAUAAAGCGAUUCAACUAGCAGCGGGUAUUACCCAGCUGAAGAAAGAGAAGGAACUCGAGAGACAGAAGGAGAGGCAGCAGGAACUCGAAGAGGAUCAACAGAGGGCAGCGUGGGACAGUCGAAUGCAGGAUAUUGCCAUGGAAGACGGUAUGGACUUUGAUAUGGAACCCGGUGAAGUGAAACCGGAUUCCAGCGUACUAGUUCCAACCAAGGGCAAAGGGAACGCCAUUGAUCGCAAAGAUCCUUCUCCUCGUUACGCACACGCGGCCUCUGUUCUUAGAGUUCCCCGUACAAACCGAUCGCGUUAUUCAGUAUCCCCUGCUCGCCAAGAUUCGUCCUACCAUCCCUAUCACCGACCAGUCUCUCUACGCCAUCGACCAUCUUCGUACAGGGACGACUCUUCGUAUCGGUCUGACCGUAACAUUUCUGCUCGUCGUGGUCGUUCACGUUCUCCAGAACACUUUACUCCUCGCGGCCGAUCACCCUCACCAGUUGGAGCUCGACAUAGACAACCCAUCCGUUACCAGAGUCCUAUCCAUCGAAGAAGCCAUCGCACACCCUCUCCUCGUCGUGACCUGCCUACAAACCGGCGCCCUCCUGAAUCAGAUCACUCCUCACAUCCUAUACGAGGGUCUUCAAUGCAAGUCUCUCCUGUGCUACCGUCAAUUCCUGGCACUUUGUCGCUUCCGAUGGGCUUUUUACAGUUCUUGCCUCCUGCCACCAUAACAACAGUCGCAGGCUCCAACAAGAUGGGAUCCCGUACUGCCCAGAACAGAACAACCCGCUUCAUCCUAGAGCGAACAAACUGCCUCCGGCAGUAUAAUGAUGUCAAUCCCCUUUCCCGUUCAUUACAUAGCGACUCUCAAAACCGCCUUCUCCACAUCGCUUGUUACCCCCCAUAUCAUCUCCUGCACGUCGUCUCUCGUGGUAGGUUAGUCGUAUCGAAGAGGACCGAGAUCAGACUGCGUCUGUGGAGAGCACAAUAUCCAGAUGUCCCGUUAUGGUUUUUCGCAAUCCGUUGUCUCUCUCUCGGACUCGAUUGGCGGGUCUUUGCCAACCCCACGCACCUCGCUGGCCCACUAAAUACCAUCUCAGCUCCUCGGCCCGUCUAUCUCGACCACAAACCUCUCCUGCUCAGAAGGGGCGAGGGAGCGUUCGAGCAGUAUGACAACACCGUCAGGGUCAUGCUUCGACUUCCAUUCGGCCGCCGUUUCUGUUGCAUGGGCAGUCUUUUGUGGCGGCUUGCAAUGCAAUUUGGACCAGACAAUCUAUUUUCAGCCGCCCUGUCUGGCCCCUCAACGGACGCUUUCAUGCACUCCAAUGUCGAGCGCAUCGGCACCGAUGUCGACGACACGGUCACGGAUGGUCACAUUAAUAUUCUGUUAGGCCUAACCGACGACAACUAUACUUUAUGGCCUCCCACGGAUCUCUUUGAAAAGUACAUGGAAUGGGAAGGAGAGUGGACCACAGGUUUAGAGAUAUGGUUCACAGGGCAGAUUACAGCGAUACGAAAUCGGGAUUCGCGCGCGUUCGCCACCCGUAGUCAAUGGACGUCGAGACUUGGUCAGUAUACCACGACUUCGUCCAAAGCCGCCGUGAAGGUGGUGACCGAGGCUCAGGCGGAGUUGUUGUGUUACGAGAUUGAUCAGAUGGAUCCAAGAUCGUUUGCGGCCUUAGAUUAGUUCGGGCUGUUGUCAUUUUGUACGCAGUACUUUCAUUAUAUCCAUACCACGCGUCGCAUAUCCAUCAAAUUUAUCGAGCAAUGGAAUAUACUUUCACUUACAUGGACUUGUACUUUGAUUAGUUUGAAGACGCACCGACUUUUUGUGGACGAGUUAAAAUCCUGAAAAUCUUGCAAGUCUCAUGCUUUCAUUGUCGAACGUGACUGUUUUGAUAUCUAUGCGC